This is a messenger RNA of Labeo rohita (rohu), 1994 nucleotides long. RefSeq names its product abhydrolase domain containing 2, acylglycerol lipase b (gene abhd2b). The coding region runs from base 259 to 1515 and encodes 418 amino acids. The record is from RefSeq and is a predicted model, not a curated record. The transcript has 11 exons. NCBI's taxonomy places the organism in Eukaryota, Metazoa, Chordata, Actinopteri, Cypriniformes, Cyprinidae. Gene Ontology annotation, cellular component: sperm flagellum; sperm plasma membrane. Gene Ontology annotation, molecular function: monoacylglycerol lipase activity; acetylesterase activity. Gene Ontology annotation, biological process: steroid hormone receptor signaling pathway; sperm capacitation; medium-chain fatty acid catabolic process.
CUGGGUGUAAAGUGAAUGACGAUGCGCGUUGCAUGUUGUUUGUAGUCGUCUGAUGUCUUUGAGUACAGUGAAGAUGUCAAGAGCAGUGGGACAGAGGAGUCACUGGCCAACUUUGAAGACAAGGAUACUUUGACUGGAUGACACAUCUGGGUCAGUGAAGUGCCUCAAUUUUUCUGCUGGACUGAACAUUGACAUUCGGAAGCUGCUCUUGUAACCCAACACAUAUUAACAGUCAAGAUAUAAGUAUACUAAUCCACCAUGAGUGCCCAAGUGGAGGCGGACGUCCGCACCAUAUCUCCUGAGAUGCCUGCCAUGUUUGAUGGCAUGAAGCUGGCUGCUGUAGCCACGGUGUUGUAUGUCAUAGUGCGGAGCUUGAACCUAAAGUGUCCCACGGCGGCCCCCGAUAUCACCUGUCAAGAUACCCUCCUCAAUCGCUACCUGCUCAAGUCUUGCCCCAUCCUAACAAAAGAGUACAUCCCUCCUUUGUUAUGGGGAAAGAGCGGACAUCUCCAAACUGCUCUUUAUGGGAAGAUGGGAAGGGUAAAGUCCCCUAAACCUUGUGGGCUGCGUAAGUUUCUGCCCAUGCCAGAUGGAGCCACUGCCACCUUUGACCUGUUUGAGCCACAAGGUGUCCACAGUACAGGAGAUGACAUCACCAUGGUGAUCUGUCCUGGGAUCGGUAACCAUAGUGAGAAGCAUUAUAUACGGACCUUUGUGGAUUAUUCACAGAAACAAGGCUACAGGUGCGCCGUUCUCAACCAUCUUGGAGCGCUACCAAACAUUGAGCUGACUUCCCCGAGGAUGUUCACCUACGGUUGUACCUGGGAGUUUUCAGCCAUGGUGGGCUACAUUAAACGCACAUUCCCACAAACUCAGCUCAUCGUGGUGGGCUUCAGUCUGGGAGGGAACAUUGCCUGCAAGUACCUGGGUGAGAAUCGAGCCAAUCAAGAGCGAGUGCUGUGCUGCGUCAGCGUCUGCCAGGGCUAUAGUGCUCUGAGGGCUCAGGAGACAUUUCUACAGUGGGAUCAGUGCAGAAGGCUGUACAACUUCCUCAUGGCAGACAACAUGAAAAAAAUUAUUCUGUCUCACAGGGGAAGUUUAUUUGGUAUGAGCUCAAGCAAAAUGGAGCCUUCCGACCUCAACCGGCUGUAUACAGCCACUUCAAUUAUGCAGAUUGAUGACAACAUUAUGAGGAAGUUUCAUGGACACAACUCCUUAAAGGAGUACUAUGAGAAGGAAAGCUGUGUGCGUUAUAUUCACAAUAUCAGCGUUCCUCUCCUCUUGAUGAACUCUUCAGAUGAUCCAUUAGUCCACCAGUCACUGCUGACGAUACCUCGCACACUAGCAGAAAAGAAGCACAAUGUGAUCUUCGCACUGACACUACAUGGAGGUCAUCUCGGCUUCUUUGAGGGCGCUGUUCUUUUUCCUCAACCACUUUCCUGGAUGGACAAAGUCGUAGUCAGUUACGCCAACGCUAUCUGCCAGUGGGAGAAACACAAGCCGCAGUGCCAGUAGGAGAAAUAAUGCUUUGUGCAACACUAAUCAUAACACUUUAUGGUGUAUGGUUUGCUCUGAGUUGAGGUUAGAUGAUGGUUUAUAAAGGUCUGACUCAACAGAGUUUGCUCUGACCUUCAAGCAGGAAUUUGAAAGAAAGCAUAUGGUAAAAAAUAACUCUUACCAUAAGUUAAGACAGAUGUCAGUGGUGUAUCACUACAAAGCCUGACAAACUGCAGAGGGAUUCAUAAAAUGUUUUUGAAAAGGUUAUAGUAAACCUUGUGGAAAAACAUACUUGGCAAGAGGAGAUGGUAACGUUAAGACUAAUAACUGUUGUAACUGGUUCACCAGCUGUCAUUUACGUAGAUUUGUUGUCAGCGUAUCUCAAAUAAUAACUCAUCAAAUCGCCUUUGCGAGAUGUUGAAUGGUUAAUAUUUAGUGAUAAAAUUCAAUAGAAUUUGAAAAUUUGCACUUACAUUGAAAUGGUCCUCAUUUUCUUU